Molecule: messenger RNA, 1768 nt
Organism: Oryza sativa Japonica Group (Japanese rice)
Lineage: Eukaryota; Viridiplantae; Streptophyta; Magnoliopsida; Poales; Poaceae
Product: presenilin-like protein At2g29900
Biological process (GO): protein processing
Cellular component (GO): nucleus; plasma membrane
Molecular function (GO): aspartic endopeptidase activity, intramembrane cleaving
Source: RefSeq, a predicted model, not a curated record
AUGAAAAACUGAACUUUUUUUUUGAGGGAAAAAAAACUGAACUUGGAGGUAGAGGUGAUCCAAACCAUAAGACAGAAUCAACGGCUGAGAUGAAUGGCUCAAGUUUCCCUUGGUAAAUUCAGAGACGGUAAACCAAGUCAAGUGAGACUGACAAGAGCAAAGUAGCCCCAAACCGAUCCCCAUCUCCUCCCCUCGCAUCCACCAACAAAACACACAUGGCCGACGCCGCCGCGGCCACCGUCCCCGGCGAGGCCUCCUCCUCCUCCUCCGCCGCCGCCACCACCACCGUGCUCGAUUCCCUCGGGGAGGACAUCACCCGCAUCGUCACCCCCGUCUCCACCUGCAUGCUCCUCGUCGUCCUCCUCGUCUCCCUCCUCUCCUCCCCCUCCUCCCCUUCCCCCUUCACCGCCGCCUUCUCCGCCGCCGCCGGCCCAGGCGGAGGAGGAGACGACAUCACCACCGCCCUCAUCACCGCCGUGACCUUCGUCGUGGCCGUCACGGCCGCCACCUUCCUCCUCGCGUUCCUCUUCUACCUCCGCUGCACGCCCUGCCUCCGCGCCUACCUCGGCUUCUCCUCGCUCUCCGUCCUCCUCCUCCUCGGCGGCCACGUCGCCCUCCUCCUCCUCUCCCGCCUCCGCCUCCCGCUCGACGCCGCCUCCUUCGCGCUGCUCCUCCCCAACGCCGCCGCCGCGCUGGCGCUCGCCGCGCUCUCCCCGGCCUCCGUCCCCAUCGCGCUCCACCAGGCCGCGCUCGUCGCCAUCGCCGUCCUCACCGCCUUCUGGUUCACGCUGCUCCCGGAGUGGACCACCUGGGCGCUGCUCGUCGCCAUGGCGGUCUACGACCUCGCCGCCGUGCUGCUGCCCGGUGGCCCUCUCAGACUGCUCCUUGAGUUGGCCAUAGAGAGGAACGAGGAGAUCCCGGCGUUGGUCUACGAGGCAAGGCCGGUGGAUCCCCGCCAUGGCCACAAUUGGCGGCUGUGGAGGGAGAGGACGCAAUCUGGUGCAGAGUUGGAUGCCAAUUCCACAGUUGAGGUGCUUGGUGAGGUGUUGGGGACAAAUCUUGGUGCCAGUUCAGCUGGCAAUUUGGGGGUUUCCGCAAUCCGAUCCGAUGAACGGGUUGGCUUGGCUGGUGAUGCAAGAAACUUGAGGCUUGGAACAUCGAUGCCGAAUUUGAGCUCUGAUUCUGCUAGUGCACAAGUUGAGGUGUUGCCAGCAUCGCCGGAGAUUAGUGUGUCUGUUCCUGAAAUGAGAGUACCAUUGAUCCAGCCGCGACCAGAGAGAACCAGGGAUGAGGAGGAUGACGAAGAUGGCAUAGGGUUGAGUUCAUCUGGGGCUAUCAAGCUUGGAUUGGGGGACUUCAUAUUCUACAGCGUUCUCGUCGGGAGGGCAGCAAUGUAUGACUACAUGACAGUGUAUGCAUGUUAUCUUGCCAUAAUUGCUGGGCUCGGUAUCACCCUGCUGCUACUAGCAUUCUACCGUAAGGCAUUGCCGGCCCUCCCGGUCUCGAUCGCCCUUGGUGUUGUGUUUUAUGUGCUCACAAGAACAUUGCUCGAGACUUUUGUCAUGCAGUGCUCUACUAAUCUUGUGAUGUUUUAGCAUUUAUUGAAAAUCAGAUAUUCAAAUAUUGCUGUAACCCAAAAAUCCAGACGUUUUCAGCUUGGUUUCAGUCUUUGAUAUUACUGCAAUUUUUACCUGGUUGUCCACUGAAACGUAAGCUAUGAGUAUCAAACUGUUUACCUGUCAAUAUUAAAUACAAAUAUUGUUGCUUA